Molecule: messenger RNA, 895 nt
Organism: Striga asiatica
Lineage: Eukaryota; Viridiplantae; Streptophyta; Magnoliopsida; Lamiales; Orobanchaceae
Source: the annotation of a GenBank genome assembly
AUAGUCCAUUCACGUGAUAAGAAACCAAAAGGGGCAUUUUGGGGAAACUCGAACUAAUUCAUACUCCCCGCCAUCGCCAAACGCCAAAAAUCCACUGUCCAGCCAACAAAUUCACAGUAACCGCCAUGAAUCAGAUUCUACGCCUCUUCCUCUUGCUCACCCUCACCUCCGCAUUCGCCGCCGCAGCUCAGACGCCCACCGCCGCCUGUUCCGACAGGCUGGUCACAUUCUCCACGUGUCUCCCUUACGUUGCCGCCGCCCCCAAUAAUCUCACCAGCUCACCACCGCCGUCUUGCUGCAACGAAGUUUCCGCCGCUUUCGGCGAUGGUUCCGCCGACUGCCUCUGCUACAUGGUCCGGCGGCCUGAUUUUCUCGGAUUUCCCCUCAAUUCCACCAAGCUGAUGUCUCUCACCUCUGUUUGCCCACUGAAGAAAAGGAAUUCUACGGCGAGUUUCUCUCUCGAAAAGCUCUGUUCGGGGCCAGUGGCAUUGCCUCCUCUUGGAAGCAUAACUGGUUUUAAAAACCCAGCACCUCUCAACUUCGGUGCUAUUAGUGCUCCACCAUCCCUUUCAAGGGCACCUGCUGAAGAAUCAAUUGGCAGCUCAUCACCUAAAGAUCCAGCAGCAGAUAAAGUGCCUUCUCGACCAAGGUUUUCAACUAACUCUGCAAACAUUUCAUCUGCAGCACGAACCAUGUGCAGGCUCAGCGGGACUUGGCUAAGUUUCCCUCUUUACAUACUACUAACUACAGUAUAAACAAACUGCUAUGAGUCACCAACUGCCGGAAUACUUUUGAAUUGUACACAAAGGACUUGUAAAUAAGAACCGAAUGCACCAUCACUUGCAGGAUCAACUUACCAUCUCGUUGUCUUUCAUCUAUCUCAUUUGCUUCCCAC